GCCAAUCAGCGCGGCCCUACGUCGGCGUGCGUCUGGCGUCAGAGGCGGGGGGUGGGGCCGAGUUGGAAUUUUGGCGGGUCUUGCUGUAGGACCGGGAGGAGAGCGGAGAAGGCCGAGAUUCAACGUUACUGCCAUCUCCUGGGCACCUGAUUCUCCAUCGACGUUCUCUAUCACAACUGUGCUCUUGACAGCAUGGAUGGGGAGGAAGAUGAUUUGUCUCUGCUGACAGCAUUGCUGGAGGAGAAUGAGUUAGCCUUGGACUGUGAUUUAGAAGAGAGUCACCCCUUGGCCCAGGAAGAUGGCAAACCUGAUGCAUUCGAUGAGCUCUUUGAUGCAGAUGACGAUGGUGAAUCUUACUCGGAGGAGGCUGCUGAUGGAGAACUGGGAGAGGCUGAGGACCAGAAGGAAAAUCUGGCCACGCUCUUUGGAGAUGUGGGGGACUUAACAGAUGAAGAAGAAGUUCCCACACGGCACUCACCUGAAAACAGAGUCCCCGCUCCUCCUCCUCCUCCUCCCAGUCAAGGGAAAACUAAUCAAGAGUUACAAGAUGAAUUAAAGAAGUUGCAAGAGCAGAUGAAAUCCUUACAAGAACAGCUAAAAAUCGCAACAAUUACACAGCCUGCAAGUUCAGCCCUUCUGCCUAUAUCUCCUGCUAAGUCUCCACGUCCCCCUCUCAAGGAGAAGAAAGUUCAGAGAAUUCAGGAGUCGACGUGCUUUUCUGCGGAGCUUGAUGUCCCUGCUCCACCGAAAACCAAGCGGGUGGCUCGGACACCAAAGGUUUCACCCACAGAGCCCAAAAGCUCAUCUUCAGGGACAACAAGUACACUCUCCCAACCACUCCAAACUACUUCUGGAAAUAAACCGAGUGGGUUGACCAGAGAUCAGAGCGCAGUGACCCCCAGGAGUUCUGGAGAGCCAGCUCAGACGGUGGUCUCUGUGGAAGCCUUCUCGGGCCUGAGGCUCAGGCGGCCUCGGGUGUCCUCCACAGAGAUGACCAAGAAAAUGGUUGGCCGGAAACUGAUCAGGCUUUCUCAGCUCAAGGAAAAGAUGGCAAGUGAGAAGCUGGAAGAAAUCGACUGGGUGACUUUUGGGGUUAUACUGAAGAAAAUCACUCCACAGAGUUGUAACAGUGGGAAAACAUUUAGUAUCUGGCGACUGAAUGAUCUCCGUGACCUGACGCGGUACGUGUCGUUGUUCUUGUUUGGAGAAGUUCACAAACAACUCUGGAAGACUGACCAGGGGACUGUCAUAGGCUUGCUCAACGCUAACCCCAUGAAGCCCAGGGAUAGUUCUGAGGAGGUGUCUUUGUCUGUUGAUCAUCCUCAGAAGAUCUUAAUCAUGGGUGAAGCUCUUGACCUGGGAACCUGUAAAGCAAAGAAGAAGAAUGGACAGCCGUGUACACAGACUGUUAAUUUGAAGGACUGUGAGUACUGCCAGUACCACAUCCAGACCCAGUACAAGAGGCUGAGCGCCAGGCGAGCCGACCUGCAGUCCACCUUCUCCGGGGGACGAAUUCCAAAGAAGUUUGCCCGCAAAGGCGCCGGCCUGAGAGAACGGCUGUGUCAGGAUGGUUUUUACUACGGAGGGGUUUCUUCUGAGUCGUACGCAGCCUCCAUUGCAGCCGCUGUUGCUCCUAAAAAGAAGAUACAGACGACUCUGACUAAUAUGGUCGUCAAGGGGACAGACUUGAUCAUUCAGGAAACCCGACAAAAGCUUGGAAUACCCCAGAAGAGCUUGUCUUGCUCUGAGGAAUUCAGGGAACUGAUGGAAUUGCCUACAUUUGGAGCCAGAAACCUGAAACAACAUUUAGCCAAAGCCAGGUCAUCAGGGCUGACGGGGAGCCUGAAGCCCGCGUUCCAGUCCGUCUCGGCGUCAGCCCUGUUGAAGCAGCAGAAGCAGCACAUGCUGGAGCUGAGGAAGAAGCGAUCAGAAGAAAUACAGAAACGAUUUCUCCAAAGCUCAGGUGAGGUCGCCAGCCCGGCUGUGCCACCCUCUUCUCAAGGGGCCCCUUCUCGGUCUCCGCCAACGGGGGCUGAGUUCCCCAGCCUGGAAGGAACGCCAGCCACACCGAUCCCCAAGCUUGGCCGAGGCAUCUCGGAAGGAGAUGAUGUUCUCUUUUUUGAUGAGUCACCGCCACCAAGACCAAAACUGAGUGCUUUAGCAGAAGCCAAAAAGUUAGCUGCUAUAACCAAAUUAAGGGCAAAAGGUCAGAUUCUUACAAAAACAGACCCAAACAGCAUUAAAAAGAAGCAGAGGGACCCCCAGGAUGUCCUGGAAGUGAAGGAACGUGUAGAAAAGAACAACACGUUUUCUCCUCAAGCUGAAGAUGAAAUGGAACCAGCCAGGAAAAAAAGAAGAGAACAGCUUGCCUACCUGGAAUCUGAGGAAUUUCAGAAAAUCCUAAAAGCCAAAUCAAAGCACACAGAGCUUCUUAGAGAGGCGGAGGCUGAGCUGCAGGAACGCUAUUUUGAGCCACUGGUGAAAAAAGAGCAAAUGGAAGAAAAGAUGAGAAGCAUCAGAGAAGUGAAAUGUCGAGUAGUAACAUGCAAGACGUGUGCCUACACCCACUUCAAGCCUUUGGAGACCUGCGUCAGUGAGCAGCACGACUACCACUGGCAUGACGGCAUUAAGAGGUUUUUCAAGUGUCCCUGUGGAAACCGAAGCAUCUCCCUUGACCGGCUCCCCAAAAAGCACUGCAGUAAUUGUGGCCUUUUCAAGUGGGAACGAGAUGGAAUGCUCAAGGAAAAAUCAGGCCCAAAGAUAGGGGGCGAAACCCUGUUGCCAAGAGGAGAAGAACAUGCCAAAUUUCUGAAUAGCCUUAAAUAGCCCUAACUUCAAACAGGUACCCAUGACCUAUGUUGCUUCUUGGGGCUCUGGAAGGACAAGGGUGUCGGCUCUGUAUUGCUUGUGACUGACCGGCCCAGUCUAAACACUAGUUACACCUA
Messenger RNA from Suricata suricatta (meerkat), 2945 nucleotides. RefSeq names its product minichromosome maintenance 10 replication initiation factor (gene MCM10). Bases 193 to 2826 code for a protein of 877 amino acids. Gene Ontology annotation, biological process: DNA replication initiation; DNA replication. Gene Ontology annotation, molecular function: single-stranded DNA binding; DNA replication origin binding. Lineage: Eukaryota; Metazoa; Chordata; Mammalia; Carnivora; Herpestidae. Gene Ontology annotation, cellular component: replication fork protection complex; nucleus. The record is from RefSeq and is a predicted model, not a curated record. The transcript has 20 exons.